CACAUGAAUUUAUUACGCACACUUAAGCCUACAUUAAGACCUAAUCUCAACACCGCAUCGCCAUAUAAAAGCAACUCCCGUCUUUAAGACAGUUAUUUGACAAAAUGAGAGUGCAGCCUUCAAACACACCACCCGAAAAGUCGCAACUUUCGACCGCCGACACCGCAAAUCUCAUCAAUAAAUCGUUGGGGAAACACAAUUUGCAAAAAUCCUUCGCUAAAGUUGUCAUCCUGGCCCAGAUUUUUGGAUUUUUCCCGGCUCAGGGAAUUCUGGGCCGCGAUUUCCGCGCAAUUCACUUCACAUGGGCCUCGGCACGAGUCGGUUACACAGUUGUGACCAUUUUGGGGGCGACUUUCGUCACAGUGUUGCAACUGCAUAAAAUUUUUGCCAAAGGUUUGAACGUGAUUGAGGCCAAUCGCUUGUUUUUCUACUGCUCGGGGCUGGCUUCUGGUUAUUUGUACUUGAAAUUAGCCAUGAAGUGGCCCCGGUUUAUGAAAGAUUGGAGCUGUGUUGAGGUGAUGAUGGCGAGUUAUGGCUGGCCUGCGGGGCUUAACCGGAGAUUGAAUGUUUUACUUGCAGUUUUUAUGUCACUAGCGCUAAUCGAGUAUAUUUUGAUGCAAACGAACAAACUCGUCUUGGCGCUAGAAUGUAAUAACAGUACGUCGGAAGGGUUCGAUUAUUUUUUCGGCAAAAUGUCCUACUCUCACAUUUUUUCGCUAAUGGACUACAACAUAGUUAUGGCCCUUAUGUUGCAAUUCAUUACGUUACAACACACUUUUAUUUGGGUUUUUAACGACGUUUUUGUCAUGCUGUUAAGCACGGCUUUGGCCUACAGAUUCAGUCAAGUAACUGAACGAACCCAGUCAAUGUCUGAAUCUAAAAAUAAGAGCGAAAGUGCUUGGAAAAAUUUACGAGAGGACUACAACCGACUUUGCCGGCUUUGUAAACGAGUGGACGAAGAAAUAUCGUACAUAGUCCUCAUGUCAUUCGCUUCUGACUUGCUUUUUAUCUUAAUCCAACUAUUUAACAGUCUCAGGCAAAUGAAAAAUAAUUUGGAGCGAAUCUACUUUUACUGGUCGUUUGGUUUCUUGAUCGUGCGUACGGUGUGCUUGUGUCUUUUUGGUGGUAAAGUUAACGAUGAAAGUACACAGCCGAUGUUGGUUUUAAAUUCGGUUUCCGCAGAUGUGUACAAUUUGGAGAUUCAAAGAUUUAUACACCAGAUUGGGACACUCGAAGUUGCUUUUACGGGCAAAAACUUUUUCAGUAUCACUCGAGGACUCAUCCUUAGUAUCGCUGGCGCGAUAGUUUCCUACGAGCUGGUUUUAAUGCAGUUCAAUGAUAGUUUACUGGAAACGAUUUCGGAACAAAUAGAUUCGUGCCCCGUUUACCUGAAAAGUUUGUUUUUUAUUUACAUUUUCCACCCCAAACACCCGUCCCCAAGUUAUUAUAAAUCAUUUCUCCAAAGUUCCUCACCCACAAAUAUGGAAAAGUCGACGAAAAUAUUUCCCGUUCCGGGAGACAAAAACUUGCACAAGUCUUACAGCAAAAUGUUGAUUCUUGCGCAGAUUUUCGGCUUUUUCCCAGUACAGGGCGUCCGAGGCCCGGAUUUCCGCUCCCUACGUUUUUCCUGGAAGUCGGCCCGAGUUGUAUACGCACUUUUUACUCUACUUGGAACGUUCCUCAUUUCUGGCUUUCAAAUGCAAAAAAUCGCCACCAAAGGCCUAGACUUAUUGGAAGCCAAUCGUUUGUUCUUUUUUCUGACCGGAGUUGUGGCCUCACUUUUGUUCCUAAAUCUGGCCAAAAGGUGGCCCAAGGUCCUGAAAGAUUGGUGUGUGGUUGACGCGACUUUUGCCAGUUAUGGCUGGCCCAAAGGACUCAACAAAAAACUAAAUACUUUGACGGUUGUUUUCAUGUUGAUUGCGUUAGGUGAGCAUUGGUUGUCCAGAUAUUGUUGGGUAAAAGUGUUUUUAGUGGAACAUAUUUUGGUCCAAACGAACAAGCUUGUGCUAGCACUAGAAUGCAAUAACACGACGGCUGAAGGUUUUACGUAUUUUUUGGGCAACAUGUCUUUUGCGCAUAUUUUCGCCUUGGUGGAGUACGAUAUUUUCAAAGCUUUGGUUUUGCAAACGAUAAAUCUUCAGAUUACUUUUAUUUGGACGUACAAUGAUUUAUUCGUUAUGUUGAUAAGUACGGCCCUGGCUUACAGAUUUGGGCAAAUAACUCGAAGAAUUGCAGCAGUAGCGAGCGAAAAGAUUAAAAAUGAAAUUAUUUGGAAAAAAUUGCGGGAAGAUUACACCAGACAAUGCAGACUUGUUAGGAAAGUCGACAAAGAAAUCGCUUAUAUUGUUCUUCUAACAUUCGCGUCCGACUUACUCUUCAUUCUAAUCCAACUUUUUAACAGCUUGAGACGCACGAGGAACGAUUUAGAACGGCUUUAUUUCUACUGGUCUUUUGCUCUCUUAAUUACACGAAUUGUUUGUUUAUGUCUUUUCGGUGCUAAAGUACAUGAUGAAAGUAUAAAACCAUUGUUAACACUAAAUUCCGUACCUACCGAAAUUUACAAUCUGGAGAUUCAAAGAUUUAUUCAACAAAUUGGAAAUUCCGAUAUUGCAAUAACCGGAAAAAAUUUCUUUAGCAUUACCAGAGGUUUAAUUCUCAGCAUUGCUGGCGCCAUUGUAACUUAUGAAUUAGUGGUAAUACAGUUUAACCUGCGCUUAACUGAGGAUAACGACAGCAAUGAAGCUAAUUUGCUUGCUUAAGCGACACUAGAAAUAUGAAAAAAUGUUGUAAAUUAUAUACAAAAAUAAAUGUUUUGACUGCGG
This is a messenger RNA of Tribolium castaneum (red flour beetle), 2822 nucleotides long. RefSeq lists its product as uncharacterized. The transcript is spliced from 10 exons. Bases 105 to 2759 code for a protein of 884 amino acids. Gene Ontology annotation, cellular component: membrane. The record is from RefSeq and is a predicted model, not a curated record. Gene Ontology annotation, biological process: sensory perception of chemical stimulus; detection of chemical stimulus involved in sensory perception of taste. Gene Ontology annotation, molecular function: taste receptor activity. NCBI's taxonomy places the organism in Eukaryota, Metazoa, Arthropoda, Insecta, Coleoptera, Tenebrionidae.